UUUCUCAAACAAUAAGCGUACAUCGUAGAAGCAAAAAACUAUGGCUUUAAGUUAUUUCACAGAAAGUGAAGCUCCGAGAGACUUUCGAAUAUCCUCCACGGAGAGUGAAGGACAUUACACAAAGUGCCUACUAUGUUAUACGGUGAAGAAAAACUUCUACUGCCCGGAUUGCAUUCGGGCGGGCAACUUCGUACAUUCAUCGAUGCCUUAUGCAGACAGAUUCUCAGAGAAACAAGGCAAGCUGUUACGUUUGAAAGCGAACAGAAAGCACAUUCUUGACCGCUGCGAGAAGCUGAUGGCCGGCAAGUUGAAGAAAGACAGCUUAAUAACAGAGGCCAAACAGUCGCGGGACAAACUGGACCUGCUGCGGCUGGCUAUUGAGCAGCGGAGGAAUGGACUGGAUGAGAAGAGGAAACAAUUGACGGAGCUCACACAACUUAACAAUGAGCUAAGGUUAAAGCUCCCCCGCUACCAGAAGCGCGUGUCGCACCUGGCGUCCCACGCGGCCGUUCAGAGGCUGGAGCUGCACACCAGGCACAACGCCUGCGCCGACAGAAACGCGGCCUUAGCGGCGCUGCGGAGAGAGAGGGUGCGGCAGCUUAACAAAUAUAUAUUCCCCGUUUACAUCAGUUUGGAUACCAGCGACAGUAUAGAAGACAUGGAGUUCCUGGGCGGGGAGCCGGAGGAGCAGCCCGCGCCGCGCACUCGGCUGCACGUCGUCUCGCCCUGGCUGUGUGCCGACGGGGACCACUCGCAUGUUAUCACCUGGGGUGAGUUCGCACAGUUGGGGUUUAGAAGAAUAAUCAUCAAAAAAUAUUCAUAA
Cydia pomonella (codling moth) is the source of this 823-nucleotide messenger RNA. Its product is annotated as beclin 1-associated autophagy-related key regulator-like. The record is from RefSeq and is a predicted model, not a curated record. NCBI's taxonomy places the organism in Eukaryota, Metazoa, Arthropoda, Insecta, Lepidoptera, Tortricidae. The transcript has 4 exons. Gene Ontology annotation, biological process: mitophagy; autophagosome assembly; cellular response to starvation. Gene Ontology annotation, cellular component: autophagosome; mitochondria-associated endoplasmic reticulum membrane contact site; extrinsic component of omegasome membrane. The coding region runs from base 41 to 823 and encodes 260 amino acids.